AUGCUUGGUAAAGCCCCUUCAACGAUAAUUACCGAUGAUGACAAGGCAAUGGCGAAGGCCAUUGCUGAGAUGCUCCGGAAUUCAACUCAUAGGUUGUGCUUGUGGCAUAUUUUACAGAAGUUUCCUGAACACUUGGCCCAUGUUUAUAACAAAUUUCCUUACUUUGGCAAAGAUUUUCGUCAUUGCAUCCAUGAGACAAUUACAGCUGAUGAGUUCGAGCAAGAAUGGGGUGGUAUAUUAUCCAAGUAUGAAUUGGGAGAAAAUAAUUGGUUGCAAAGUCUUUACAGCCGACGGCAUAAGUGGGUUCCGGCUUAUUUGCAUUCAACAUUCUGUGCCGGUAUGUCAACAACUCAAAGGAGUGAAAACAUGAACAAAUUUUUCAAGGAUUAUGUUCGUUCAAGCACUAUGGUUAGUGACUUUGUGUAUUAG
Molecule: messenger RNA, 429 nt
Organism: Carya illinoinensis
Lineage: Eukaryota; Viridiplantae; Streptophyta; Magnoliopsida; Fagales; Juglandaceae
Product: protein FAR1-RELATED SEQUENCE 5-like
Exons: 1
Coding region: 1-429 (142 amino acids)
Biological process (GO): regulation of DNA-templated transcription
Source: RefSeq, a predicted model, not a curated record